CCUGCGCCUCCGCUCCGUCCCCCGCGAGUCUGCUCUGUGUGCCAUGGACGGCAUCGUCCCAGACAUAGCAGUCAGUACAAAGCGGGGAUCCGAUGACGAGCUCUUCUCCACGGGUGUCGGCAACGGCCCCUUCAUCAUGAGCAGCUCGGCUUCAGCAGCCAAUGGAAAUGAUAGCAAGAAGUUUAAAGGUGACAAUAGGAGCACGGGAGUCCCUUCCAGAGUGAUCCAUGUCCGCAAGCUGCCCAGUGAUGUCACUGAGGGCGAGGUCGUCUCUCUGGGACUGCCUUUUGGGAAGGUUGCCAACCUCCUUAUGCUGAAGGGGAAGAACCAGGCCUUCAUUGAAAUGAACACAGAGGAGGCUGCCAACACCAUGGUUAACUACUAUACGUCAGUGGCACUGGUGCUGCGUGGACAGCCCAUCUACAUCCAGUUCUCCAAUCACAAGGAGCUCAAAACUGACAGCUCACCCAACCAGGCACGUGCCCAGGCAGCCCUGCAGGCUGUAAACUCUGUGCAGUCUGGAAACCUGGCCUUGGCAGCCUCUGCUGCUGCUGUGGAUGCUGGGAUGGCAAUGGCAGGCCAGAGCCCAGUGCUCAGGUUCAUUGUAGAAAACCUCUUCUACCCAGUGACCCUGGAUGUUCUGCACCAGAUUUUCUCUAAGUUUGGCACAGUCCUGAAGAUCAUCACAUUCACCAAGAAUAAUCAGUUCCAGGCCCUGCUGCAGUAUGCUGACCCUGUGAGCGCCCAACAUGCCAAGCUGUCACUGGAUGGCCAGAAUAUCUACAAUGCCUGCUGCACAUUGCACAUCUACUUCUCCAAGCUCACUAGUCUCAAUGUCAAAUACAACAAUGACAAGAGCAGAGAUUACACUCAGCCUGACUUGCCCUCUGGGGACAGCCAGCCUUCGCUGGACCAGACCAUGGCUGCAGCCUUUGGUCUCUCUGUUCCUAAUGUCCACGGAGCGCUGGCCCCCCUGGCCAUACCUUCGGCUGCUGCGGCUGCUGCGGCUGCUGCAGCUGGCCACAUUGCCAUUCCAGGCUUGGCAGGUGCCGGAAAUUCUGUCCUUCUAGUCAGCAACCUGAACCCUGAGAAAGUCACACCCCAAAGCCUCUUUAUUCUCUUCAGAGUCUGUGGUGAUGUGCAGCGGGUGAAGAUUCUGUUCAACAAGAAGGAAAAUGCACUUGUCCAGAUGGCGGAUGGCAGCCAGGCCCAGUUGGCCGUGAGCUACCUGAAUGGGCACAAGCUACAUGGGAAGUCAGUGUGCAUCACACUGUCAAAGCAUCAGAGUGUGCAGCUGCCUCAUGAGGGACAGGAGGACUAGGGCCUGACCAAGGACUAUGGAAGCUCACUACUGCAUCGCUUUAAGAAGCUGGGCUCCAAAAACUUCCAGAACAUCUUCACACCCUCAGCUACCACCACUGUGUCAGAGGAUGAUCUCAAGAGCCUCUUUUCCAGCAACAGUGGUGUGGUCAAAGGCUUCAAGUUCUUCCAGAAGGACCGGAAGAGGGCACUGAUCCAGAUGGGAUCUGUGGAGGAGGCUGUGCAGGCACUGAUUGAACUGUACAACCAUGACCUGGGCGAGAACCACCACCUGCGUGUGUCCUUCUCUAAGUCCACCAUCUAGGUGCCUGUGGGCCUGCAACAGCUUCCACCAUUCCAGAAAAGCCACUUUAAAAAGCAGCUGAAGUGACCUUACAGACCAGAGAUUUUAUUUUUUUAAAGAGAGAUCAGUUUACCCAUUUUUUAAAAAAUUAAAUCUAGUCCACCUUGCCAUGGCCAGAAAUGGCUUUGGGCCACAGAGGCCCACUCAGGCCAGGCACCAUGCCUUGAGGGGCUCAGGUAUAAGGCCACAGCGGUGCCCCGAACACAGCCGCUUUCUUGUGCCUUACAAAACCAGCCCACCUUGUGGCUGCUCACCCAGCCUCUUAGGCCACCAGUCUGUCUAGACCUGCAGGUGAGCCAGAUGGCCUGCAGCACAA
Molecule: messenger RNA, 1979 nt
Organism: Phodopus roborovskii (desert hamster)
Lineage: Eukaryota; Metazoa; Chordata; Mammalia; Rodentia; Cricetidae
Product: polypyrimidine tract-binding protein 1-like
Biological process (GO): mRNA processing; regulation of RNA splicing; regulation of cell differentiation
Cellular component (GO): nucleus
Molecular function (GO): mRNA binding
Source: RefSeq, a predicted model, not a curated record